AUGACAGCAUCCGGGAAUAGCGACGACGCCGGCGGCGGUCGCCGGGCCUCGGCAGCAGCCCGCGCCCCACCCGUCACGACCGUCCUCCCAGACGUGCCCGACGAGAUCGCCGAGAUGUCGGACGAUGAGGCGGCGCUCGCGGCGCUGGGCUACAAGCAGGAGUUCAAGCGCGAGUUUUCGGCUUGGACGACGUUUGCCGUUAGUUUCGCCGUCAUGGGGCUGUUGCCCAGUAUCGCGACAACCAUGUGGUAUGGACUCGGCUACGCUGGGCCGGCGGCGAAUACUUGGGGUUGGCUGGUGUCGGUCGUGUUCAUUUUGUGUGUCGCAGCGUCGAUGGCCGAGUUGGCUUCUAGCAUGCCAACGUCGGGAGGUCUGUACUAUGCAGCAGCCGUGUUGGCAGGUCCGAAAUAUGGACCUUUCGCAGCCUGGAUUACGGGGUGGAGCAAUUGGUUCGUACAGGUCACCGGAGCUCCGAGUGUCGACUACGGUUGUGCUGCCAUGAUCCUCGCGGCCGCAUCCAUCGUGAAUCCGGACUACGUACCGACAAACUACCAGACUUUCUUACUGACCGCCUUCCUCAUGCUGGUCCACGCGUGCAUCAGCAGCAUGCCGACGUUAUGGAUCGCGAACUUCAACUCCGUGGGCACGACCAUUAACCUCGCCGCCCUUUUUGUCGUAAUAAUCAUAAUUCCGACGGCCACACUGGGCGACCCGAAAUUCGUGCCCAACAACGUCGCCUGGGGCGUCCAGAACUUCACCGACUGGCCGGACGGCGUCGCCGUGCUCAUGUCGUUCCUCUCCAUCAUCUGGACGAUGAGUGGAUACGAUGCCAGCUUCCAUCUAGCCGAGGAGUGCUCCAACGCCGCCAUCGCCACGCCCCGCUCCAUCGUCAUGACGGCGGGUUCCGGCUCGAUACUGGGCUUCAUACUCAACGUGCUGAUCGCCUACACCAUCAAGGACGUCCCCGCCGUCCUGGAGAGCGACCUGGGGCAGCCCUUCGCGGCCUACGUCGUUCAGGUCAUGCCGCAGAACGUCGCGCUUGCCGUCCUCGCCCUCACCAUCAUCUGCGCCUUCUCCAUGGGCCAGGGCUGCAUGGUGGCCGCCUCACGCGUGUGCUUCGCGUACGCGCGCGACGACUGCUUCGGCAUCGUCAGUCGGCCCCUCAAGAAGGUCAAUCGUCACACGCUGACGCCUAUCAACGCCGUGUGGUUCAAUACGACCAUCGGUAUCAUGCUGUUGCUGCUGAUCUUUGGCGGCGCUGCUAUCGAUGCCAUGUUCAGCAUUGGCGCCAUUGGUGCUUUCGUUGCGUUCACUACUCCGAUAUUCAUCAAGAUCGUGUUUGUGCGUAAUAAGUUCCGCCGUGGACCGUGGCACCUGGGCGCCUUCAGUUUUCCGUCGGGUAUUCUUGCGUGCUGCUUUACGCUGGUUAUGCUACCCAUACUCUGUGUUCCCAGCGUCAGGGGCGCGAACCUGACGCUUGAUGAGAUGAACUGGACGUGCCUGGUUUAUGGGGCGCCGAUGCUGUUCGUUAUCGUUUGGUAUUUUGUCGAUGCGCACAAGUGGUUUAAGGGGCCGAAGAUCAAUCUUGAGCAUUCCAUGAUUGGUGUCGAGGGAGUCGAUCCCCAUUCGGAUGGCAAGGAAAUUGAUGAAGAAAGGGGGUUCAAGAGCAAAACAUCUUCAGCCUAG
This is a messenger RNA of Anthostomella pinea, 1686 nucleotides long. Lineage: Eukaryota; Fungi; Ascomycota; Sordariomycetes; Xylariales; Xylariaceae. The record is from the annotation of a GenBank genome assembly.